CUUAAAAGAGGCUAUGUGGCUUGGAAUAAACAGAUGGAUGAUAUUCUCACCCGAGUUUUGUUGGAACAACUCCACAACAAGGAAAAAGGAGAUGGAGAUUUUAAACCCCAAGCCUACCAAGCUGUUGUCGAUGAACUAAAGAAAGAGUUGGGCAUCCCAAUCAACGUGGAGCAUGUGAGAAAUCGAACUAGACUUUGGAAGAAGCACUAUGGUUGCAUCACCGACAUUAAGACUUAUACAAAGUUUAAGUGGGAUGAUGAAAGAAAAAUGAUCGUCAUCACAAUUGAAGAUGUAACGCAAUGGGAGGAAUAUAUUAAGGACAACAAAAAUGCAGCCUCUUAUCGCAACAAGUGCAUAGAGAAUUGGGAAGAUAUAUGCACUUUAUUUGGUGCAGAUAGAGCUGUUGGGGAUGGUUCAGAACAACAUGAUGAGGCAGCGGAUGCCAUGGAGGAGGAAAUGAUAAGUGAAGGAAAGAGCUCAUCCAAGGAUCCAACUGUUUCGGGCUCUCACAAGCGCAAAAAAGAUAGUGUAGCUGAUGCGGUCAACAGUUUUGCCGAGUCCUUCAGAGAAUAUGUGCAAAGCAAAAUGAACGACACUCCGAAACCCACUUGUCAAGAGAUAUAUACCGUUGUGUCUGAAGUAUAUGGCAUUUCUAGGAAUCAGAUUAUGAGGGCAGUAAAAAGGUUUAUGAAUGGUAAUCCUGACGAGUUUUUAAUGUUGAAAGAGCUACCGGAGGAUGAGAAACUUGAUUGGGUACUCUUGUGCCUUGCUGAGUAGUUUGACUCACUUUCAUAUGUCAUUGUAGGUUUUUUCCGUUACUUUAUC
Molecule: messenger RNA, 825 nt
Organism: Beta vulgaris subsp. vulgaris (sugar beet)
Lineage: Eukaryota; Viridiplantae; Streptophyta; Magnoliopsida; Caryophyllales; Amaranthaceae
Exons: 2
Coding region: 34-777 (247 amino acids)
Source: RefSeq, a predicted model, not a curated record